Molecule: messenger RNA, 1925 nt
Organism: Mizuhopecten yessoensis (Yesso scallop)
Lineage: Eukaryota; Metazoa; Mollusca; Bivalvia; Pectinida; Pectinidae
Product: nuclear envelope phosphatase-regulatory subunit 1-like
Exons: 6
Coding region: 67-456 (129 amino acids)
Cellular component (GO): Nem1-Spo7 phosphatase complex; cytoplasm
Source: RefSeq, a predicted model, not a curated record
UGAUUGGUUACGUUUUUGUUGAGAAAGCUAAUCACAUUAGACGUCUUAGUAUUCCAGUCUCAAAGAAUGAAGAGAAACCGAAUAAUGUCAGCGGAGCAAACAGAAGAUUUGAAAGCAUUUGAAAGACGACUGACAGAGGUGAUAGACAAACUACAACCUACAGCCAGACUAUGGAGAAUGGUACUCAUUGUGAUGUCUGUAUGUACAGCAGUCGGAGCCUGGACUUGGAUAUGGGACCCAUUCACCACACAGAUACCCUUUGCCCAUUCCCUCCUGAAUCACCCAUUCUUCACCAUCAGCUGUAUAAUGCUGGUCAUGCUGUUUCUGUGUGGGAUCCAUAAGAGGGUUGUAUCGCCAUCAAUAAUAGCCUCCAGGUGUCGACAAGUGCUAGCUGAUUAUAAUAUGUCAUGUGACGAUACUGGCAAAUUGAUUUUAAAACCUCGACCAACCACAUGACUAUAUGGCCGGUUAGAAUUAGGACUGAGGGGAAGCCCAAGGAAGAGGAGUCGGUGACAGAGAAGAGGAAUAUCACAGCGUAACUUCCUCCUGUAUGUGUGUGUGUAGUACAUGUACUUCAUUGACAGAUUAUGGUCAUUUCGACAUUAUCAUCAUCAAAAUGAUAUAAAUCAUCAACUACAGUAUUUUAUACAACUGUUACCAGGUCUUAGUUCAACUUGCUUAAUCUGCUUGUCCAGUACAUGGUAGUAAUAUUAUAAGUUUAUUUAUUGAAGACGAAAACCUGUUCAGCAAAGCUAAUAAAACACAGGGUAGUUUUGUUAAUAAUAAAAUGGAUUUCGUUUAAAAAAUGUAAAUCCAUAUUAAAGGGUCAUUAACAGCCUAACAGUAAAAUUAUUGCCAUAAUAUAACAUUACUUAACCUGUUAAUGCUGUAAGGAAAUGCUGACUCUGGAUUUUAUUACUGAGCAGAAUCUUUAAAAUUAUUUACAUAUGAAAUUGAUCACUUUAAACUAGUAUCAACUUACACCUCACAAAUUUUGAACAUAAGAAUUGUUUUUACUUUUGCGCUGAUGAAAUGUUCUGUUUUGGAAAUGAUAAGUUGAAGACCGAUCACCUCAUAUGUUAUAUGUGGAUUUGUUGCUGCAGACACUUUUGUUACAAGAAUAAUGAAAUCAAAUGUAUAUGUUCAUAUACAAAGCUGGACGUUUUUAAUUAAAUGUUUUUUAUGGUGGAAAAUAUUUUUAUAUUUGAAACAUAAACAACCCCCUGAAGCAGUUGUUUUCCGCAGACUGAGAAUCAAUUUGCAUAUUGGAUUAAAGUAUUGUAGAUGUUUUAAAUACUUACCUUGUAUAUAAAUAUUUGCAAAAGAUGAUGGUUCAUCAUUUGCUCUUCUGUCAUCAAUGCAUUUAUAAUGGAAUAUAUAGGAAUUGAGAUUUGAAAAAAAAAUCUAUUUAAGUGCUUCAUAAUAAGAAAUAAUAACCAAACUAAUCCGUGUCUGAUUUCAGGUUAAUCACAGAAAUAUUUAGAAUUCUUCUAUAAAUUAAUAAGAGACAACAGUGUGGUUAAAAAAAUAGAAUCUAAGAUUAGGCUUGCACAUGACUUGUUCUCUAUUGUUUAUAUCUGUUUUAUGUUAUAAAGAAUCCGAGUGUGUAUUAUGUAAAUCUUUAAGUAUGGUAGAAAGGACCUGAGUGUAUGUUAUAAAGAAUCCGAUGUAUUGUAUAUAUCUGUUUGAAUGUCAUAAAGAAUCUGAGUGUGUAUUAUGUAAAUCUUUUAGUAUGUUAGAAAGGACCUGAUUGUAUGUUAUAAAGAAUCCGAUUGAGUGUUGAUGAUAAUUGCAGGUAACUUGUCAUCUUGUAAGAACAAAUCAAUCAAACUAUAUUUUCAAGUUUUGAAUGUAGAAUUGUCUCUGUUCAGAAUCUACUAGUAUUUUGUGACAAAUCGUGUGUAAAUAAAUUUUAUUAUAUGACA